AUGUAUGUCCUGAUUUAUGUGGAUGACAUCCUUGUAACUGGUUCAAGCAAGGCUGCCAUUGACUCGUUUAUUUUGUCUCUUAAAGAAUCAUUUCUUGUUAAAGAUUUGGGUGAACUCAGCUUCUUCCUAGGUGUCCAGGCAACCCGUGACAAACAUGGUCUACACCUUCGUCAAACAAGAUAUAUCACGGAUUUACUUGAAAGCACCAAAAUGGGUGGUGCUAAACCUCUAAAUUGUCCAACUACAUCAGGGCCCAAACUUUCAUCAGAAGAGGGUAAUCUCUUGUUGGAUCCAACUGAAUGCCGUCGUGUAAUUGGAGCUAUUCAGUAUUGUACAAUAUCACGCCCUGAUAUUGCAUAUGCUGUAAAUCAGCUGUGCCAGUUCAUGCACAGCCCCCGUGAGCCCCAUUGGAUUGCUGCAAAACGUGUGCUCCGUUACCUUAAAGGUACAAUUGAUUACAGUCUUUAUUAUUCUGCUGGUGAUAUUAAUCUCAAUGCUUAUUGUGACUCUGAUUGGGCGGGCAAUCCGGAUGACCGACGAAGCACAACUGGUUAUGGGAUAUUUCUUGGACCCAAUCUCAUCACUUGGACAGCAAAGAAGCAGCCAUUGUCUCCAAAAGUAGCACCAAAGCCGAGUACCGCAGCAUUGCCAUUGCAACUGCUGACCUGUAUUGGAUUCGGAUGCUAA
Messenger RNA from Juglans microcarpa x Juglans regia, 687 nucleotides. RefSeq lists its product as uncharacterized. The transcript has a single exon. The record is from RefSeq and is a predicted model, not a curated record. Lineage: Eukaryota; Viridiplantae; Streptophyta; Magnoliopsida; Fagales; Juglandaceae. Bases 1 to 687 code for a protein of 228 amino acids.